Molecule: messenger RNA, 621 nt
Organism: Gongylonema pulchrum
Lineage: Eukaryota; Metazoa; Nematoda; Chromadorea; Rhabditida; Gongylonematidae
Source: the annotation of a GenBank genome assembly
GCGAAAAGAAGUACUCUACUAAUACAUUUAGGUGAGGCGACAAAUGUGCGCUAUUCAAAUUUAUUGCGCCUCGAGCCGCCAACCCUCAACAACAGUCGUUAUGUGGUUCGAAGUGAUCGCAAAUUUCGUAUAUCCUGUAUAUGUCAGAAGGCAACCACAGACUGCAUGUAUCUCACUUGGAGAAAUGAAUUCGAUCGUAAAAUAGAUGGCGAAUCAUCCAGCAGCUUGUUCACGGUGGAACUGCAAGAACACGACUCGAUGUACAAAAAAUUAUCGUUGGUAUUCACACGAAUUGCGAAGCGUGAUGCUGGAUUUUACAAAAUUCGAUGGAAGGAAAGCAGUGAUGUUGUUGGAGCAAUGGCUGGAGAAUCGCUAACCAUCGACUGUGGAGCAACUGGAGAUCCAAGGCCGGAAACACAUAUCACUAGUCGUGAUGGACAACCGUUAAAUGAAAGUAUGUUCAUUGUGGCUGGACCAGAAAUCACGGUGAAGAAUCUGACUGCUGACUAUCAGGACGUUAUUAUUAAAUGCCUGGCUGUGCAGGAAUACGUCCAGUACGAUGCUACAGUUGUUGAACAACAUGAAAUUCGAUUAGAUGUUUGGUGUGAGUUUUUCAAUUAG